Saccharomyces paradoxus is the source of this 1020-nucleotide messenger RNA. It is a transcript of the gene HUT1, whose product is annotated as UDP-galactose transporter HUT1. The transcript has a single exon. The record is from RefSeq and is a predicted model, not a curated record. Gene Ontology annotation, biological process: UDP-galactose transmembrane transport. Gene Ontology annotation, molecular function: UDP-galactose transmembrane transporter activity; UDP-glucose transmembrane transporter activity. Bases 1 to 1020 code for a protein of 339 amino acids. Gene Ontology annotation, cellular component: Golgi membrane; endoplasmic reticulum membrane. Lineage: Eukaryota; Fungi; Ascomycota; Saccharomycetes; Saccharomycetales; Saccharomycetaceae.
AUGGCGGGAAGUACUUCCAGUUUGGUGAUCUGUGCGAUUGGGAUCUAUGCUACGUUUUUAACCUGGGCAUUAGUACAGGAGCCUUUGGCCACAAGAACUUGGCCAAACUCCAUGGGAAAGUUCCAAUUCCCUAAUGUAAUAGCCCUCAUACAGGCUUCUGUGGCAAUGGUGAUGGGAUACCUGUAUUUAAACUGGAAAAAGGUGGAAUAUCCGCCAAAGAAAAUGAUCCAGGAUCAUUGGAAACAAUUGGUGUUGAUUUCAUUUACACAGAGUAGUUCAGGUCCGCUGGCUACAACUUCUUUGAAGUACGUGGAUUAUCUUACUUAUAUGUUAGCCAAGUCAUGCAAGAUGAUUCCCGUGUUAUUAGUGCAUUUGCUUUUGUAUAGAACGCCCAUACCAAGCCAGAAAAAAGUUGUAGCCGUCUUGGUAAGCCUCGGUGUCACUAUUUUCACUAUAGGUGGCAACGAUGGUAAAAAAUUGAAGAGAUCCCUUAAUGACAACAGAAGCGGCAACAAAUUACAAGGGUUUGGAAUGCUUUUCUCCAGUUUAUUCCUUGAUGGAUUAACGAAUGCCACUCAGGAUAAGUUACUCAAGGUCAACAAGGCCAAAGAGAAGGGAAAGCAAACUUUGAUAACAGGUGCGCACCUGAUGUUCACGCUGAACCUCUUUGUGGUAUUGUGGAACAUUUUGUAUUUUAUUGUGAUUGACUGCAAACAAUGGGAAAAUGCCGUUUCAGUAUUGAAGAUGGACCCACAAGUGUGGGGCUAUCUGAUGCUUUAUUCGGUUUGUGGCGCCAUGGGACAAUGUUUUAUUUUCUAUACUUUGGAACAAUUUGGCUCUUUAGUCUUGAUCAUGAUAACAGUAACCAGGAAAAUGGUCUCGAUGAUUUUGAGUAUUAUAGUCUUCGGUAAGAGUGUGCGUUUCCAACAAUGGGUGGGGAUAUUCGUGGUAUUUGGUGGAAUCACCUGGGAAGCGCUCAACAAGAAGAAGGCUAAUAUACCCAAGGUAAAAUCAGUGUAG